GGUCUCGCGUGAUCACUGAGUGACCGAGUGUGUGGUCGGUGGGAGGAAUCUGGAGAUCUGUAGCUUCGUGGAUCUGUUCUUUUAUUUUCCUGUUUUUGACCGAUCACUUCUCCGUUAGACGACAGGAUGAUGGCCGCCAGGUUUCUGCUGCGUCGCGCGGCUCCGGCGCUCAGGCAGGUCCGCUGCUACGCCGAGGCGGGCGCCGAAUCUCCACAGAUGUCCUUCACCUUCUCCUCGCCGACCGAGGUCUUCUUCAAUGCAGCCAGCGUGAAACAGGUGGACGUCCCCACGAUGACCGGUGCCUUCGGUAUCCUUCCUGCUCACGUCCCCACGCUGCAGGUGCUGAGGCCUGGGGUGGUCACGGUGUUCGGUGAGGACGGCUCUGCCGCCAAGUAUUUCGUAAGCAGUGGUUCGGUCACGGUCAACGCCGACUCUUCAGUGCAGCUGCUUGCUGAGGAGGCUGUUCCUCUGGAUAGCCUGGACCUUACUACUGCUAAAGCUAAUCUGGAGAAGGCCCAGUCCGACUUAGUCAGCACUACAGACGAGGUCUCCAGGGCAGAAGCUCAGAUCAGCAUAGAAGCCAACGAAGCCAUCGUCAAAGCCCUGGAAUAAAUUGUUCAUCUUCAUGGUCUUUGUCAUUUUUCAAGCCCACCUGGAGCAGAUCACUUUGUACAGUGGAUGAAUAUACCAAUAAAUGUGUGAAAAUAA
Messenger RNA from Silurus meridionalis, 708 nucleotides. It is a transcript of the gene atp5f1d, whose product is annotated as ATP synthase F1 subunit delta. Lineage: Eukaryota; Metazoa; Chordata; Actinopteri; Siluriformes; Siluridae. Gene Ontology annotation, biological process: proton motive force-driven ATP synthesis. The record is from RefSeq and is a predicted model, not a curated record. The transcript is spliced from 5 exons. The coding region runs from base 127 to 612 and encodes 161 amino acids. Gene Ontology annotation, molecular function: proton-transporting ATP synthase activity, rotational mechanism.